AUGAGUUCGUCUAAGAUCAGAUCGCGGAGACGCGGAAACGAGGACUGGUUAUGGAAGGGUGUGAGCAGUCAUCAGUUGAUCGGUACAAUCGAUUACACAACAUUGGAGCCCGAUAGCUCCUUGGUAUCCAGCGCAUCCAAGCCGGAGCUACUUUGCACCUAUGACUGGCAAGAUAGACCUAACCCCACGGUCCUAGUUCCAGGGAAUGCUCCUGUCUGGACGGAUCAACAGCUCCCUAUUACCAUCCCCGAAGACCAUGGGGUUUACUUUGUCGACCAGAACGCUGCACGACUACCGGAAUACCCGCUCGAGCCAGUUUUCCACGCGACAGCCUCUAUGAACCCUUCCUUUCGAUUUGAUGAUGUCGAUGUAGUAGUAAACCGAAAUACUCUGAGAAAACUCUUCGAAUUCAGCAAGAAUAGCUUCGUAGAAAGCUUCCGGGUUAAUCUCUACAUCGUCAAAAACACCUUGUUUAUAGAACGUUGUUCCCAAAUAACAACAGAGAGAGUUAGACAGAACGGGGGUUACGGCAGGACUUUCGAAAAGCAGUUUACUAAGAGCACGAAUAAGAGCACCGGCCACCACCGUGUCUUGCGGUACCACCUUGGAAUGUUAAAUUGUGUCGUGCGUUUUGAGGUCGAUGCCUCUUAUCAAGAGAAUCAGAGUGAGCAGGUUGGAGGCUUGUCCAACGGGUCGCUGGCGACUGCGAUUGAAGGGUUGAAUCUCGAAAGCUCGAAAAGAAGCGAUACAGAAGCAUUUUCACCAAAAUUCCUAGAAAGCAGUAGGCUUAAGAGCAUAUUUACGGCCGAGGAAGCAACGCCACAGUCGAUAGCCGCAGAAAUAAAAACAUUCACUGAGAAACGCGGGCUUCGUCGGCAUUUAAGGAUUCCCCAGCUCUGGUUCGGCCGAACGCAUUGGCUAAUUGCCGGCCGUCACAAUAACGGGACAUUUGACGAGAUUGACGUUUCGUACGUUAAACCUGAGGAGUUCAUUGACUGGGAAAUCCAGUUUCAAGAACCCCUACGGAAGAUGGUCACGGUCAUCGCUCAGUUAAGAGAUAUCGUCGAAAAGAACAAGGGAUUCCACUGCGUCGCCAUAUUUGAACAAAAGGAAAGACCGAAGGUUAUCAAAAUUUACGCCUCUAGUUCCCCAGGCAAAAAACCCUUACCAAGGAGCCUGAUUGAGCACUUCUGGACUUCUUGA
Orbilia oligospora ATCC 24927 is the source of this 1203-nucleotide messenger RNA. RefSeq lists its product as uncharacterized. The coding region runs from base 1 to 1203 and encodes 400 amino acids. The transcript has 2 exons. The record is from RefSeq and is a predicted model, not a curated record. Lineage: Eukaryota; Fungi; Ascomycota; Orbiliomycetes; Orbiliales; Orbiliaceae.